UUUUUUUAAAAAGGUAGCAGCAAGGAGUAAACAAUCAUGUCGAAACCGAACGUUCUAGUCCUUGGAGGAUGUGGAUUUAUUGGACGGCAUCUAGUCGACCAUCUCGUCACCCAUGAUCUGGCCGGUCGCAUUAAGGUGGUGGACAAGACACCACCGCUAAUGGCAUGGCUAAACGCCCGGCACACGCAAGCCUUCGCCAACGAGCGGGUAGAGUUCGUUAGCGCCAAUCUAAUAAAUCCUACCUCGUGCCAAAAUGCGUUCCGUAUUGAGCGCGAGGGCGAGCCGGAAACCGAUGGAGGAGGAUGUUGGGACUAUGUGAUAAACUGUGCGGCCGAAACGAAACCCGGCCAAACAGACCCCGUAUACCAGGAAGGUAUACUGAAGUUAAGCUUAAACUGUGCAACCGAGGCUGUGAAGCAUAAGGCGAAGCGCUACAUCGAGCUAAGCACCGGCAGCAUGUGCUCGGACGAGCAGGUGCCGCAAAAGGAAGACUGCCCGGUCGAACCGUGGACAAUGGUUGGCAAGUAUAAGGCAAAGGUAGAGCAGGAACUGACUGCCCUAAAGGAGCUGCCCUACACCAUACUGAGACUGCCGAUCUGCUACGGCGUUGGCGAUCGGAAGGGAUUGACACCACGCAUCAUUAUAGCGGGAAUUUAUAAGCAUCUUGGCGAAACGAUGAAACUCCUCUGGACCGGAACGAUGAAGAUGAACGUGGUGCACGUGGAGGACGUGUGCGGUAGCAUUUGGGAGCUUCUGCAAACCGAUCGCACACUGCACGAAACGAUCAACGUGUGCGAUGACAGCAACGCAACGCAGGCAAUGAUCAGCGAACUGCUGGCCGACAUGUUUGGUAUCAAGAUCGACUACUGGGGCGUUACCAUGUCCAACAUGACGAAACUGGAUAUGGCUGGCGCCAUAGAGGAAAUUAACGAUCGCCAUCUAGGACCGUGGGCCGAACUGUGCCAGCGGGAUGGUGUGCAGAAUACACCGCUCACACCAUACAUGGAUCAGGAAUUGCUGCUGCACAAGCAUUUGCAUUUAAGCAACGAAAAACUUAAGUCAUACGGGUAUCGGUUGCGUCGUCCGCAGAUUACGCGAGAGCUGCUGGAGGCGAUAGUGCAGGAUUUCAUCGAGAUGAAUCAUUUUCCACGUACUUUGCUUGCUUAA
Molecule: messenger RNA, 1167 nt
Organism: Anopheles maculipalpis
Lineage: Eukaryota; Metazoa; Arthropoda; Insecta; Diptera; Culicidae
Exons: 3
Coding region: 37-1167 (376 amino acids)
Source: RefSeq, a predicted model, not a curated record